GCAGACUGGAGCAGAUCAUCACAGCAGUGUUGGUGAUGCUGGGCGGUGAAGAGGAGAAGGACUCCCCGGAGGAGAGGCGCAGGUCUCCGGCUGCUGAUGGAGAGGACCCGGACCCGGACCCGGUCUCUGGUACCAGGUUCACUGCACCCUACUACCUCCCUGCUCCUCCUCCUCCUCCGGGGUGUAAACUGAGCCCUGAAGCCCCGGGUCCCUGCUCCUUCCUCCCGUACCCCCCCGGUACCGGUGGUCCGGUCUACAGCCCGUCCGGUACCCGGUACCCGUCCUCCUCCUCUCUCAUGUUGUCCCCCCCCGGGUUCUGCUCCUCCUCCUCCGCUCGGAGUCACUUCAGUCCGGCCUACCAGCUGCAGAGCCCCGGCUGCCUCUACCCGGCCUACAGCAGCUCCGGGUCCGGGUCCGGGUCCGGGUCCGGGUCUGGUUCGGGUCUCAGUAGCCUCCCUCUCUCUGGAGGACCCAUCAGGGCUCAGGUCUACCUCUGCAACAGACCCCUCUGGAUCAAGUUCCACCGGCACCAGACCGAGAUGAUCAUCACCAAGCAGGGCAGACGGAUGUUCCCGUUCCUCAGCUUCAACAUUGCCGCUCUGAGCCUCUCAGCUCACUACAACGUGUUCGUGGAGGUCGUGCUGGCCGACCCCAACCACUGGAGGUUCCAGGGGGGGAAGUGGGUCACCUGCGGGAAGGCCGACAACAGCAGCCAAGGGAACAAAGUUUACAUCCACCCGGAGAGUCCGAACACCGGAGCACACUGGAUGAGACAGGAGAUCUCCUUCAGCAAGCUCAAACUCACCAACAACAAGGGAACCAGCCACAACACCGCACAGAUGAUCGUCCUGCAGUCGCUGCAUAAAUACCAGCCGCGGCUGCACAUCGUGGAGGUGACGGAGGACGGACUGGAGGACAUCAGCAUCAGCAGCGACCUGAAGACACACAGCUUCACCUUCCCAGAGAACCAGUUCAUAGCUGUGACCGCCUACCAGAACACUGAUAUUACGCAGCUGAAAAUUGAUCACAACCCUUUUGCCAAAGGAUUCAGAGAUAAUUAUGAUUCACACUGCCCCUCCUUGACCUCAAGUUCAUACCUCCAUGUAUUUUCCAGGAUGUACACAGCUGGAGAGAACGAGCGCCUCACACCGUCUCCCAGCGACUCCCCCCGCGGUGCCCACCAGAUCGUCCCCGGAGCCCGCUACACCAUGCAGCCGCUCUUCCAGGACCAGUUCGUCAACAACCUCCCCCAGAACCGCUUCUAUAACAGUGAGAGAGCGGUGCCGCAGACAAACGGCCUCCUCUCACCUCAGACAGAAGACGGAGCUUCACAGAGGUGGUUUGUGGCCUCCAUGCAGCAGGGGGGGAAUGGCACCGGCACCGGCAACAAACUGGACCUGACCCCCUACGAGGGGGACUACUCCGGCUCCCUGCUUCCUUACGGCAUCAAGUCCUUGUCCAUGCAGACGUCCCACGCUCUCAGCUACUACCCAGACUCUCCUUUCACCACCAUGUCUGCAGGCUGGGGGUCCAGAGCAGCAUACCAGAGGAAGGUUUCUCCCAGCCUGCCUUGGUCUCCCAGGCCCAGUCCCACCACUGCUUUCCCAGAAGACUCAAACAAAGUGAAAGCACAGAUAGAAGAGGAGGUGAACGGUAGCGGAAGCCUGAUCUCCUCCUGGACAGACACGCAGCCGUCAGCUCUGUCCUUAGACAAGGCUGAGUCUUAUUCCACGGCCUGCAAACGAAGGCGUUUGUCUCUCGGCGGUGCCGGCGCAGAGGACUCACCCUCUGACAUCAAGUGUGAGGACUUGGCCUCUGCUGCCAUCAACAGUAGCUCCUACAGUAAAGAAGCCUCCUCAUCCAAAGGCAUGGCAGCUUACUACUCCUUCUACACAAACCCUUGAAUGCUUUCACAUAUUUCCUCUCUCAUUUCUUCAUCUGCCACCACCAAUACGAAAUACUAGUUUGCUUUUUGUGUUCCGUGCACACCCAGAGUUUGUCUCGGUGGUGAUAAAUGUGGUGAUCAAAUGUUUCCCUUCUGUGGUGACAGGAAAUAUCAAAGACACAAAUAAUAAUCAAACACAGUGACGUCUAAGGUCUAAAGUCUAAAGUCUAAAGGGGCGUGUGAGGCACAAUAAGCAUCAGCAUCCGGAGUUGUUGUUGCCUUAUUCCAUCCAUAGAUUUAUACAUUUAUGUAACUCUGUAUUUGAAAUUUGAAAAGUGCCAAAGCAUUUGUUAAGUUCCCCCAGUUAGUUUUUAAAUCGUGUUCUGUGUGUUUCAUUGUGCAAACAUGACUGUAUCUGCCUUUACACUGAGGUUAUGUGUUUACAGAUUAUUUAUUGAAAGAUAUGAAAUGUGUGCACUCAUAAAUGUGACGAUAAUGUGCUGUAUAUACCUUCAUUGCAAUGUUCAGAUAUUUGAUAAUAAAAAGGCAUAUUAUGUGUUUUA
Sebastes umbrosus (honeycomb rockfish) is the source of this 2448-nucleotide messenger RNA. RefSeq names its product eomesodermin homolog. The record is from RefSeq and is a predicted model, not a curated record. Gene Ontology annotation, molecular function: DNA-binding transcription factor activity, RNA polymerase II-specific; RNA polymerase II cis-regulatory region sequence-specific DNA binding. Lineage: Eukaryota; Metazoa; Chordata; Actinopteri; Perciformes; Sebastidae. Gene Ontology annotation, biological process: endodermal cell fate specification; mesoderm formation; CD8-positive, alpha-beta T cell differentiation involved in immune response. The transcript has 9 exons. Gene Ontology annotation, cellular component: nucleus. The coding region runs from base 36 to 1904 and encodes 622 amino acids.